GUUUAAAAGUUAACAUUGACCCAAUUUCCAAAAACAAAUCAGUCAGACAGAAUUUUCCGCCUUAUUUUGAGCUAUAUAAUCAUCCCAGAUAUAAUAUAUAACUUAUCACAUCUGUAAUAUCUUUAGACAUCCAGUGGUCAACAUGCCCGUUGAAGAAGAGGUGUUAAAAGUGCGUUCAAAGUUGGAGAAUAUGAUCUCGUCCAACACCGCUGACCAUAGCUCAGCUGUAGACAUUCUGAAGUCACUUCAAGAUUUGCCAAUGAAACUAGAAGUUUUACAGAAAACAAGGAUUGGAAUAACUGUAAACAACUUUCGAAAAGCAAGCACAAAUGAAGAUGUAAUUUCCUUGUCAAAGAAUCUCAUCAAAAUUUGGAAGAAACUUCUGCCAGACAAUAAUUCAAAAAGUGAUAAAAAAGACAAAUCUUCAUCCAGCUCAAAGAAUGGUGAGUCAAUGGAUUCUGAAGAGUCAGAGAAAAAAAGUGACGAGUCAGAGAGGAGACAGUCGGUAUCGGCCUCGGAUACUUGUGAUCCUGUCAGGCUAAAGUGCAGGGAUCUACUCUGUAAUGCACUUAAAACUGGAGAUGCUCAUGUUGGUCGCAAUGAUCCAGUAGAGCUUGCUGCAGCCAUUGAAGAUAACAUAUUUGAUGAAUUCAACAAUACAGAUACAAAAUACAAAAACAGAGUUAGAAGUCGUGUUGCUAACCUGAAAGAUAUAAAGAAUCCAGACCUGCGAUCAAACGUUUUGAGUGGAAUAAUUCCCCCUGAUAGGAUAGCCAAAAUGACUGCAGAGGAAAUGGCUAGCGAUUCUAUGAAGACUUUACGAGCAAAAUAUACAAAAGAGUCAAUUGACGAUCAUCAGAUGGCUAAAACUGGUGGCACUUCUACAGAUCUGUUUAAAUGUGGAAAAUGCGGGAAAAAUAAUUGUACUUAUAACCAGGUACAGACUAGAAGUGCUGAUGAACCUAUGACAACAUUUGUACUGUGUAACGAGUGUGGAAAUAGAUGGAAGUUCUGUUGAUGUGCAUUGUGUCACGGUUGACUGUGAAGAGAACGUGCUAUCUGCAGAUAUAAACAUUGGGCAGAUUAAUCAAUAUAUUGACCAACACUUAAAACAAAGACAUUAAUGAGAGAAGUUUAACAUAUGACAGUCGUGUACUUGAAAUGUCAUAAAUCAUGGCAAGUUACAAGACCAAAAGAUAUUCUUGUGCUUGAAACAUUAACCAUUGUGCUGAUAUACCAGGAGUCCAUUGUUGCUGAUAAACCACGACCAAUUCCUGUGCUUUACCUAUUAUUCAUUAUGAUGAUACACCAUGAUAAGCUUCAGCAUUUAUCAGAUCAGCCAAUUAUCUCUGUAUCAUACAUGGAAAGUCGUGCUAUUCUACCACCUGUCUAUUAAUUUGUAAUGAAUAUUUACAGCUCAUAAAGUUUAGCAAAGCUUUUUGCAGUUCUGAAAUCAUUCUUCUUACUAAGUUUCAUAAAGAUAUGUGGUUUGUUAACAAAAAUAUAGGAAAAAGUAGAUCUUGUAUUUCAGUGCAGAAGUAUUGUCACCCUGUGUUCUUUUUAUAGAGAAGAGAGGAACAUUGUGCAUACUGCUUUUUGGUCAGUAGCUGGGUAUAAACUAUUUUUGGGUUGUUAGAUCGUUAUAGUGUAGUCUGUUAUUAACCAAAGUAUCAAAGUCACUUUGACAGCGGUACUCGGACAAACUGACUUUGACAACCAGGAUAGUAAUACAAUUAUUUUUGUAUUUUCAUUUUCAGGUUUUGCUACAGUGUACAUUAUCAUAAACAUUUUGCAAUUUAGGAGAAUUUAAGAGGUUUUCUUGCCGGGCAAUAAUUCAGUUUUGAGUAGAUGUGUUGCUUUUGUACUUCUAAGUCAUAAUUGAGCCACGCCAUGGGAAAAUCAACAUGGUGGGUUUGCGACCAGCAUGGAUCCAGACCAGCCUGUGCAUCCGCUCAAUUAUGUAAUACUAAGUUGAAGAUAGGUGUGCUCUUUAUGUCAAGAAGUUUAUUUCAGUUUUUCUUUUCCACCAUAAUUUAUUUUGAAGGGACUCUAGUGCAUGCUGUAGUUACUGUUUAGUUGUAUUAUUGUUGGAUGAUGAAUGUAUGAAGAAUAUACAAAUUAAAAGUAAUCAUGUCACUAAACAUUGUAAAAAACAUUCUCAUGUAUAUUUUGUGCAUUUAUGUCUCAUCAUGUGAAGAUUAAUAAAAAUGUAAAUAUCA
Molecule: messenger RNA, 2219 nt
Organism: Mercenaria mercenaria
Lineage: Eukaryota; Metazoa; Mollusca; Bivalvia; Venerida; Veneridae
Product: transcription elongation factor A protein 1-like
Exons: 9
Coding region: 143-1018 (291 amino acids)
Biological process (GO): DNA-templated transcription; transcription elongation by RNA polymerase II
Cellular component (GO): nucleus
Molecular function (GO): nucleic acid binding; zinc ion binding
Source: RefSeq, a predicted model, not a curated record